AUGAACAGAUCGGUAAUAUGGCGCAGCGCGCCUGCUUUACCCCUAUCUCGGCAACUGUAUGGCGCGCAAUGCCAUCGAAGCUUCGCUUGCAGCACUUACCUUGCACAGACUCCAAAGUAUCCCAUCGUCCUCGCCCACGGCCUCUUUGGCUUCGCUGAACUCCGUCUCUCUCCAUACUUUCCAGCUGUCGAAUACUGGCAUGGCAUUCGCGAUGCCCUCACUGCGCAAGGCGCCACCGUCCUGACGCCUAGUGUGCCUCCAUCAUCCUCUAUUGCCGAUCGCGCUACUGCUCUCCGCUCCGCCCUUGAAGCCCACGCUCCAAUGCCCGAAGCCGUCACAAUUGUCGCACACAGCAUGGGUGGUCUUGAUGCCCGAUAUAUGCUUUCGCACCUCGCUCCGCUCCCAGUCCGCGUUGCGGCUGUGGUUACCGUUGCAACGCCGCACCGAGGAAGCGCAUUUGCAGACUACCUCCUUGAUGAAGAAGUCUCACCACUGCACCAUUACUUGCCUCAACUUUAUCAGACAUUGGAAAAAGCUGGUCUCGGUACAGCAGCGUUCUCGCAGUUGACGAGACGCUACAUGGCUGAAGAGUUCAAUCCGAGCACGCCGGAUCAACCAGACGUGCGGUACUUUUCGUACGGAGCGGCAGUGGAGCGGCCGGCGCUGCUGAGUCCAUUUCGGCACCCGCACGCCGUCAUGACACAGGCCGAGGGACCCAACGAUGGACUUGUCAGUGUGGAGAGCAGUCACUGGGGCACAUACAAAGGCACGCUCCUUGGAGUAAGCCACUUGGAUCUGAUAAACUGGUCCAAUCGUGUGGGCUGGACAGUCCGGGAGUGGGUGGGGAUCAAGAAGAAUUUCAAUGCUAUUGCGUUCUAUCUUGACAUAGCAGACAUGCUAGCUAAAGAAGGUUAUUGA
Molecule: messenger RNA, 918 nt
Organism: Fusarium musae
Lineage: Eukaryota; Fungi; Ascomycota; Sordariomycetes; Hypocreales; Nectriaceae
Exons: 2
Coding region: 1-918 (305 amino acids)
Molecular function (GO): triacylglycerol lipase activity
Source: RefSeq, a predicted model, not a curated record